Messenger RNA from Zingiber officinale, 1246 nucleotides. Its product is annotated as syntaxin-22-like. Gene Ontology annotation, molecular function: SNAP receptor activity; SNARE binding. NCBI's taxonomy places the organism in Eukaryota, Viridiplantae, Streptophyta, Magnoliopsida, Zingiberales, Zingiberaceae. Bases 206 to 1009 code for a protein of 267 amino acids. Gene Ontology annotation, cellular component: membrane; SNARE complex; endomembrane system. Gene Ontology annotation, biological process: intracellular protein transport; vesicle fusion; vesicle-mediated transport. The transcript has 7 exons. The record is from RefSeq and is a predicted model, not a curated record.
UGCUUUUUCAACUUGGUUGAUUGAUUCCAAAUUUGGCUUUCUUCUCGCGAGCCGCAACCCUCGCCCCUUCCCCAUCUCCUCCCCCACCCCGCUGAUUGUCGUUGUUGCGGAUUCUUUUCUUGCGUACGCGAAUUCCCUGCCGGCUGCCGUUUCGGCGAUUCUCCUCGCAUCCGCUUUCUCUGCGGUUGGCGCCGAGGGAGAGAGGAUGAGCUUCCAGGAUCUGGAAGUGGGGCGGGGUCUUACCAGCGGGCGGCAGGAUCAGACGCAAGCAGUCGCUGCGGGGCUGUUCCAGAUUACCACGACCGUUCGCAACUUCGAGCGCCUGGUCAACACGAUCGGCACAGCCAAGGAUACCCUCGAGCUCCGAAACAAGCUGCACAAUACUAGGCUACAAAUUGGGCAGUUAGUUAAAGAUACUUCUGUCAAACUUAAACAAGCUAGUGAAACAGAUCACCAUGUUGAAGUCAGUGCAAGCAAAAAAAUUGCCGACGCAAAACUUGCAAAGGAUUUCCAAAAUAUUUUGAAAGAGUUCCAGAAACUUCAGAACUUCGCAGCUGAGAGGGAAACUGCAUUUGCCCCAUUCGAUCCACCAGCCACUGUUCCUUCAAGUUAUGCUGCAACUGAAGCGGACUUUGGUUCCACCAAGACUUUUGAUCAACGUGCUCUUCUUGCAGAGUCUAGAAGGCAACAGGUACUUUUAUUGGAUAAUGAAAUUGUUUUUAAUGAGGCAAUCAUUGAGGAAAGAGAACAGGGUAUUCAAGAGAUUCAGCAGCAAAUUGGUCAGGUGAAUGAAAUCUUCAAGGACCUUGCUGUGCUGGUUAAUGAUCAAGGAAUUGUAAUUGAUGACAUCAACUCCCACAUCGAGAACUCUCACUCAGCAACUUUACAAGCAAAGUCACAGCUCAAAAAGGCAGCAAAAUCCCAAAAGUCAAACUCUUCCUUGAUGUGCCUGCUUUUGGUGAUAUUUGGAAUCAUCCUACUUAUUGUCAUCAUUGUCAUUGCAGCGUAAUGAGAGGCCGUAAUGUAUUUAAUCUUUUUCAGUCAUCCUGUUUAAUGAGUAAUGGCAGGUCUAAAUUCAUUUUACUAUUAACUGUUAAGCUGCAGCGGUAGCAAGAGUUUAUGGUGUUAUUUGAAGUGAAUACGUGGUGUUCUAUCAAGUCAAAGCUGUCACUCUAAUCAUUCGUGUCCUCGAUAAAACAAUGAUUUUGUUCGUUUUAACUGUUAAUGAGAAUCAGGUCGUUGUAAA